AUGCCAUAUCAUUCAUUACUUAUUUAUGCUUCGGCAUUAGUGAUUUCCACUAUAGUCCUAGAAACAGUCCCACCUAGACCUGAUUUUCGUAGCACCAAGAACAUAACAUUUUCUUCAGCAGGAGGAGGUAGCAGUCAUCAUGUAUGGGUUCUUGAGAUCUUGAAAGAAAUGCAUCAUCGUGGACAUCAAGCCGCUCUUUAUUCCAGAGUAAAAUACCUUGCAUCGACUGAUGAUAUAACAAAGCAGGUGGACGGAGCAUUUGAUUUUAUCAAGCAUUCAAAUAUUGACAUUUUGAUCAAUUCUCACCCGGAUCAAAUUGAAUUGGGCAUGUUUGCAGUACAAGCAAGCAUGAUAAAUCAUACAUUAAAUUUCUAUGAAUAUCAGGUCUUGUUUGAACAAAAACAGAUUGGCUUGGUUAUUUGUGAUUCGUUUGCCAUUAAUUGUAUUGGUGCUGCCGCUGUUUCUGAAUUACCUGUAAUGAUUACUUCUACCAUGAGCUUGUAUGCAGAGAUCCGCAAGUUAUCUAAGAAAGCAAAGCCUGCAUUUGACUUACAGCGCAAAUUGGAUUUGUCGUAUGUCUAUGAUACCUCUUCAUCUCGUUACAAUGCUGUUCCCAAACUAGCCAGUAGUCUGUAUGGGGCCAAACUUGCGUGUUCCCUUAGUCCUUUAUUUCAUAUGGAGGAACCUGUUAUGCAAAGCACCUAUCCUGCACUGAAUCAAGCGACAGCUGCUUUCUAG
This is a messenger RNA of Gilbertella persicaria, 738 nucleotides long. RefSeq lists its product as uncharacterized. The record is from RefSeq and is a predicted model, not a curated record. Bases 1 to 738 code for a protein of 245 amino acids. The transcript has 4 exons. Lineage: Eukaryota; Fungi; Mucoromycota; Mucoromycetes; Mucorales; Choanephoraceae.